Aureobasidium musti is the source of this 1659-nucleotide messenger RNA. Lineage: Eukaryota; Fungi; Ascomycota; Dothideomycetes; Dothideales; Saccotheciaceae. The record is from the annotation of a GenBank genome assembly.
AUGAGCAACACCCAGUCCGAUCAAUCCAUGAUGGCGUCAGAUACCAAGUCAAUGGGUGUUUGGGCCGAUAUCAAACAAUAUCGAAAAGCAUAUCUCCUCACUGCUGUUGCUAGUUUUGGAGGUAUGCUCUUCGGUUGGGAUACGGGUCUCAUUGGCGGUGUCUUGACCAUGCACUCGUUCAAGAACUCGUUCGCUCUUAACGGCGACCCUGCUGCGUAUGCCAACUUGUCCGGAAACAUUGUAUCCGUCCUCCAGGCUGGAUGCUUUGUUGGAGCUGCUGCUAGCUUUUGGGUCUCUGACACUUUUGGUCGAAAGUCUGCCCUGCUCUACGCCGAUAUCAUCUUUAUCAUUGGCAGCUUGCUUCAGACUUGCAGCGCUAUUGGCAAUCGCUCGCUUGCCAUAUUAUAUGUGGGCAGAGUCAUUGGUGGCAUUGGUGUAGGCCUCAUCAGUGCUGUGGUACCCACCUACAUUGGAGAGAAUGUGAACAAGGAAAUCAGAGGUCGCUGCAUAGGAACAAUGCAGCUCUUCAAUGUGACGGGUAUCAUGCUCUCGUACUUCGUCAACUACGGCGUGACUCGAUCCAUCUCAAACGAUAACGAUGCUCAAUGGCGAGUACCCUUUGCUCUCCAGAUGCUGCCCGGUGUGCUUCUCCUCAUCGGCAUCGUCUUCCAGAACGAAAGUCCAAGAUGGCUAGUAGAGAAAGACCGCCACGAGGAUGCCGCUCGAGCACUCGCCCAUGUACGCGGUCGCUCACAAGACGAUCCCAUCGUAACCAAAGAGCUGGACGAGAUCAUAGCCGAUUUCCAAAGCCACGAGAGAAUUUCGUGGUUGGGACAAUUCAGAACAGUUUGCUCUGACCGAAAGUACUUUUACAGGUACUCGAUGGCUAUCAUUCUUAUGAUGUUCCAGCAAUGGACAGGGACGAACUCGAUCAAUUACUAUAGCCCUUUGAUCUUCAAGUCUAUUGGAUUGGGCUCGUCUGCUGGCCUCUUUGCUACGGGAAUCUAUGGUGUGGUCAAGGUUGUUGUUACCGCUUUGGCUUUGGCACUUAUGACAGAACAACUCGGCAGGAAAUGGAGCUUGAUCAUCGGUGCUCUCGGACAGGCCUUUGCCAUGUUCUAUAUCGGCAUCAACCAAGCCGUCAACCCAGUAGUCGAAGGCGCACCUCUGAAUGGCAACAGCAUCUUCGCCAUCAUAUCGGUGUACCUGUUUGUCGUCUUCUACAGCGUAGGAUGGGGUCCAAUCCCAUUCAUCCUUGCUUCCGAGACAAGUGGGUUUAAANNGCCUAACCACGUUCGCUCCUUGGUCAUGGCAUCAGCAUUGAUGUGCCAAUGGGCCUUCAACUGCGUAAUCGCCAGAAUAACCCCCGUCAUGCUCAACAGCAUCACCUACGGCACAUUCCUAAUCUUCGGUAUUUGUUGCAUCUUGAUGGCCAUCUAUACAGUAUUCUGUAUCCCAGAAACCAAAGGCGUGCCUCUCGAGUCAAUGUCCCUGCUCUUCGAAGGCAACAUCAUCAAAGGAGCAACUUACGACAUAAUCCCAGCCUACUCUCGCGCAAAGUCAUUGCAAAACGCCACAAAUGUGUCAGAAGGAGAUGAAGAAGAGGGUAACAAACUAGAUUUCUCUGCCAUCCAUGUUGAGAGAACGAAAGGUGUUUAA